Messenger RNA from Gymnodraco acuticeps, 1297 nucleotides. Its product is annotated as zinc finger BED domain-containing protein 1-like. Gene Ontology annotation, molecular function: protein dimerization activity. NCBI's taxonomy places the organism in Eukaryota, Metazoa, Chordata, Actinopteri, Perciformes, Bathydraconidae. Bases 93 to 956 code for a protein of 287 amino acids. The transcript has 2 exons. The record is from RefSeq and is a predicted model, not a curated record.
ACCACUAUCUGAAAGAGAAACAGAAAUGUCUGGGCCUGAAAAAUCAUAAGCUGAUAACUGAUGUUGCCACAAGGUGGAACAGUGCAUACGACAUGGUCGAGAUGUUCUUGGAACAACAACCUGCAAUAUGUGCCACCUUGCUGUCUCCAGAGGUGAGAAAAGGACAGUCAGACCUCUGCACUCUUAACGAAACAGAUGUGUCAAAUGCAGAGGACGCUGUGAGUGCAUUAAAGCCAAUGAAGGAUGGAACCACUCUGAUGUCAGAAGAGAGCAAUCCAACUGUGUCUCUCAUUGCUCCAAUAAAUGCACAACUCCUCCAGAACAUGACAGCCACCAUUGGAGACUCAGCGAUGAUCCACGCGAUCAAAAAUGCCAUCACAACAGAUCUCCUGAAGAGGUACAACGGUGAGGCAGAAAAGAAGAUCCUUCAUACAGCCUCUGCCCUGGAUCCCCGUUUUAAGGGACUGCCUUUUCUAACAGUGGAGGAGAGAUUGGAGAUCUACAGAGGAGUGACUGAGGAGGCUACAUCCUUGGAGAAUGAGAGGACACUCAGGAGGACAGAAGUGAUUGACGGCCCUUCUGCUCCCAAAAGAAAGGCCUCAUCAUCAUCACUUCUCGUGAGUUUGCUGGGACGGUCUUUCACUGACACUGAAGGUACAGCAGAACCCAAGACCCCCUAUGCCAUUGCUGAGGAGGAAAUAGAGAGAUACUGUAAAGCAUCAUCUCUCCCUCUGACUGAGGACCCUUUGAACUGGUGGCGUGUCCAUGAGAUCACAUUUCCCCUCCUCUCACGGGUGUCAAAGCGAUACUUGUGUAUCCCAGGCACAAGUGUGUCUGCAGAGCGAGUUUUCUCCACUGCAGGAGAUGUGGUCACCGCAAAAAGAAGCACUCUCGAACCAGAACAUGUGGAUCAACUAGUGUUCUUGCAGAAGAACCUACACAUUCCCAAAUGCUGAGCAGUGAGUCAUGUUUUUAUUGUUUGGCACAUUCAGGAAGUGCCCUGUGCCCAGUGCUGCUAUUUGAAAACAUUGUUGUAGAUUACAGCACUGCAGAAUGUUUUGUUUUUGAGGAUUUACCUUUUUUUACACUAUAGGUAGGCCAGGCCUAUACUAUUUAUUUCAUUUCAAUUUAAUAAACAUGUUGAUAUGACACACAUGGUAGUUCAAUGCUACCUGUUGUCACACUCAUAAUGAUGUUUGGCACUUUUAGGAAGUGCCAUGUUAUAGAGCAGAAGACAAAGAAGUGGUUUGAUCGAUUUGUAAUGUACUUUCUAUAGAAUAAAAAAAGUUCAUAUUUA